GAAAUGAGGUCCCCGCUAGGAGUCAAUCUUGCGUGAAGAAAAAGUCUCGCUGAGAGUGAGAGGUCGCACUGAUCUCAUGGGACUGUACGUCCAUAGGGUAGCAAUAAGCAUUCACGCACGAGGAAGUGGAGGGAGCUCAUAUAGUUGCUGCUAGCGACAACCUUUUGCUUAUCGUGCAGCCAGCCAAAGCGAAAUUCCCAUUAGAAUUCGUUUUUCCCCUUACCUAACAGUCAAAAAAGUUCCCAAAUUCUUGCAGUUACGCUCUCCUACCAGUAAAACCUCAUCUUCUUCUUCAUUUCCCUCCUAUAAAAAUUCUCUCUCUCUGAAUCACAGUCCAUCGCACUGACCCUUGCGACGCCAUGUCCGUCGACAUUUGGGUGGUGCCCUUUGUCGGCCAAGGCCAUCUUCUCCCCACCAUUGAGCUAUGCAAACACCUUGUUUCGAGAAAUGUCAAGGUCACUCUCGUCAUUUCCUCCAACUUCUCAUCAUUCCUUCCCUCUUCUCUCCACCAAUACCCUCUGCUUCACAUCGCAGAAGUUCCGGCCGCCCCGAUCCCUCCGCCAGAACCGGGUCCGCACCCAUUUCACUCCAUGCACAAAAUUCAAGAAUACUAUCUUCAACAGCUUCAAAACCUUCUCUCUACCCAACUUGAUAACUCAGCAAGACCCGUCGUCGCCAUCGUCGAUGUCAUGAUGAGUUGGACUAUCGAGGUUUUCAACAAAUUCCGAGUGCCAAGGGUGGCGUUCUUCACUUCCGGCGCCUGCUCGGCUGCCUUGGAGCAUGCAAUAUGGAAAGUCCACCCGGAAGACCUAAAACCCCACGAGAUCCGAUUACUUCCCGGGCUACCCGAAGAAAUGGCUGUAACACUUUCGGAUCUUCAACAGGGACCUCACGGCCCGCCACCGCCACCGCCAGGUGGCGGCGCUUCUUUUCCUCCCCCUCCCGGUGGACCAGCACACAUGGGACCACCCCCUCCCGGAGGACCAGGACCCAUGGGACCGCCGCCUCCCGGUGGACCAGGACCCAUGGGACCGCCCCUUCCCGGCGGACAACCACCGUGGUUGGAAGAAGUCCGCGAAGCCAUCGCAUUGCUGUUCAACACGUGCACCGAUCUAGAGGCUCCUUUCAUCGACUACGUCGCGAACCAAAUCGGAAAACCGGUCUGGGGGAUCGGUCCGCUUCUCCCCGAACAAUAUUGGAAAUCGGCCGGCUCCAUCCUCCAUGACCGGGAAGUUCGAACGAACCGCCGAUCCAGCGUCACGGAAGAUGAAGUGAUCCAAUGGUUGGAUUCAAAGCCACGAGGCUCUAUACUGUACGUGGCAUUUGGAACCGAGGUAGGUCCCACAAUGGAGGAGUACGCACUGCUAGCUGAAGCUUUGGAGUCAUCGGAUCAACCAUUUAUAUGGGUCCUCCAACCCGGGGCGGGCAGGAUGGGUCCUCCUCCAGGAGUAGUGGAAGGGGAACCCGGGUCGGAUGAACACGAACCAGAAGGGUAUUUUCCACAUGGGUUGGAUAGUCGGGUCGGACAAAGGGGCUUGAUAAUACGCGGGUGGGCUCCGCAGCUGUUGAUACUGAGUCACCCAUCAACGGGUGGGUUCUUAUCUCACUGUGGGUGGAACUCUACAGUGGAGGCGCUAGGGCGUGGGGUUCCCAUUUUGGCAUGGCCCAUAAGGGGCGACCAACACCAUGAUGCCAAGUUGGUAGUGCAGCAUCUUAAGGUGGGGUACAAAGUGUCUGAUAAUCUGGCAGAGGUGAAGAAGGAUGAUAUAGUGAAGGGGAUAAAGAGGUUGAUGGGUGAUAAAGAAAUUAAGAGGAGGGCUGAGACUCUGAGCGAUAAGUUUCAGCAUGGGUUCCCAACUAGUUCUGUGGCCGCUUUAGAUGCUUUCAAAGACUAUGUGAGCCAGAAAUUGCUCUAGGCACUUUGCCUCUGUGCGCGUGUUGAGUUGACUUCGAUCAACUCUUAUGGGUAAAUUUCUUAUAUUUUUGUCUGGCAAAAAUUAGGAUUUUUGUAACGAAGACAUGGCCAGAACAGCACAUGAAAUUUACAAAUUAAAUUAUCCAUC
This is a messenger RNA of Neltuma alba, 2063 nucleotides long. Its product is annotated as UDP-glycosyltransferase 73C6-like. The record is from RefSeq and is a predicted model, not a curated record. Gene Ontology annotation, molecular function: UDP-glucosyltransferase activity. NCBI's taxonomy places the organism in Eukaryota, Viridiplantae, Streptophyta, Magnoliopsida, Fabales, Fabaceae. The coding region runs from base 360 to 1916 and encodes 518 amino acids. The transcript has a single exon.